AAAUGAUGGUUAUAAAGCAAAAUGAUGGUUUGUCCUGGUCCUUGCCGCGGCGGGGCCGGAGAGAGAUCCCCGAUCUCUCCAGAACUGACAUGUAACUUUCCAGUCACCGUGUCGCACAGAGUACAUAUUUCUUUGCUCAGAGGCUUUCUCAAGUGGGGCCGUGAGGCCAGCGGGUGAGUACUAGGUUUGACCCUUUCCUCGGGGUUGGGGACCUGGGUGCCUUGCGGCGACCCUUUAGCUCCACCACGGAAGUGCCAGACCACCAUCCCGAGAAGCGAGGCACGACCCCCGACUGAUACCCGGUACCCAUUCACUGCUGGGUGGACAGGGGCGCGGGUGUGAGGAGACCGCCCGUCUGUCUCCGCUCCGCCCGGGGAUCGAACCCGGGAUCUCUCGGUCGUGAACCGAGUGUGCUAACCACUGCACUACGGAGUACCCGAUACCUUCCACCACACCUUUCCCGCCAGACGCUGAUGAAAUGGCAGAAUCACGCAGACUCAGCUGGUCAUCACCACGGUCAAUCCUGCUGCUGGUGGUGCUAGGUGUGACCUGUAGGACCGGGAGCGGCUUGGAAGGCCGUCAGCAUUGGUGGAACGUCGCCAGGAGGGAACUAAGGGAGGCUCUGAACACUCGGGAUAACUGGAAUGUAGCCAAGAACGUGAUAUUGUUCUUGGGAGAUGGGAUGGGCAUCACAACGAACACUGCAGCAAGGAUCUUUAAGGGACAGAAGCUUGGAAUGAACGGCGAGGAAGGAUAUCUAUCUUGGGAGAGGUUUCCAAAUGCUGCUUUAAUGAAGACGUACAAUGAGGACAAGCAAGUGCCAGACAGCGCCGCCACCGCCACUGCCUUCCUCUGCGGCGUGAAGACUAACUUCUUCACCAUCGGCCUCGACUCCUCCGUGAAGCUGGACGACUGCACAGCCAGCAAGAAUAAGGCCACCCACACGCCCUCCAUCCUGCAGUGGGCGCAGGAGGCAGGGAAGCAUACAGGUAUUGUGACCACCACCCGCAUCACCCACGCCACGCCCGCCGCCACCUACGCCCACGUCGCUCAUCGCAACUGGGAGUGUGAGUCUGAAGUGAAGGGAAGCUGUACGGACAUUGCCCAUCAGCUCGUCCACGAUAACCCAGGCAGGAAUGUGAAGGUAAUCCUCGGCGGCGGGCGACAGACAAUGGGGGUGAAAUCUACUGUAGUGGAUGAUAUGACCUGUCAGCGUAACGACAGCCGUGACCUGACGAAGGAGUGGCUGCGCUCCAAGAUGGUGAAGGGUCACAAAGCACGCUACGUCACCACUGCGAGGGCUUUGGCACAAGUUGAUCCUGAGAAGACUGACUUUUUGUUGGGCCUCUUCGCGGAGUCACACUUGCCCUUCGAGGUUGACCGGCGCCCUGGGUCUAUCGGCACGCCCUCCCUCAAGGAAAUGACCGUGAAGGCUCUGCGCUUCCUUAAGAAAAGUGACGAGGGCUUCUUCCUCCUGGUGGAGGGAGGCAGGAUCGACCACGCCCUUCACGACAACCUCGCCCAUCGUGCCUUCGAGGAGGUGGUGGCCAUGGACGCCGCCGUGUCAGCAGCACUGAAGGAGGUGGACUUGGAGGAGACGCUGAUAGUGGUGACGGCUGAUCAUUCCCACGUGAUGACCAUAAAUGGUUACCCUACGCGAGGCAACGAUAUUCUAGGGUUGGUCGGCGAGAAGGGAAUGGUAGAUGACUUGCACUACACCACGCUGAUGUUCACCAAUGGUCCAGGAUACAACUACACGGUGAAGAAUGACACGGUGAUGCGCCACGACCCAUCAACAGUUGACACAACGGACGUGGAUUACCGGUACCAGGCCGCCGUGCCCAUGCCGCCCAUCAAGGAGACCCACGGAGGAGAGGACGUGGGCUUGUGGGCAAUAGGCCCGAUGUCCCACCUCUUCCACAGGACACACGAACAACACUACAUUGCCCACGCCAUGGCCUACGCAGCUUGUAUUGGUCCGAGCCUUGAUGACUGCAAGCGGCCCUCUCACAGCACUUCCUCCUCUGGCCGCUCCCUCCGCCACUACUAUGAAGAUCUGGCUAUCGGCACGCCCCGCAAGAGCCCCCAGGACACGAAAGUCACCCACACUGAGGUCUUCAAGUCCCCAGUAGAUGGUUCAGAGCAAUCAGCAAGCGCCCCGUCAGAAGUUGUAGAGAAUCCGAAGUUUCCUACUCUGUCCCCGGUCCUGCAGCAACUCCUGGACAAUAAUAAAAAGAAGAUCCUGACGGCGGAGGGACCUCAGACAGUCAACAGCUUCACCAAUGGAGCGAACGUGGAGCAGCUGUUAGGGAGGAGCGUGACCAAUGCCCGCAGCGCCUAGACCUUCCUUUGGUACCCGCACACUCGUUAAUUAAGCCCCGUAUUUUGAAACACCUCGCUCUCUCACCAAGACUAUUUUCUAAGCCCACUGAGAUGACUAGCCGGUUUGUCAAGAGUGCUUCUCCUCUUAAUAUUGUAGAAAUCUUGUUAAUCUCUCACUAAAACCGUAGAAACAACUUAAAAACCUGAAAUAGAGGCUUUGGAUGUAGGGGAGGUGCGGCACAGAAGUGUUUCAAAAUAUGGUUUAAAGUCCCUCAGUGGUUCGAGAUAUCCAUUCAUACCCUCUCUCUCUCUCUCUCUCUCUCUCUCUCUCUCUCUCUCUCUAUUCUUUUUAUUUUUCGCUGCAUCAGGAACUGGAUGUGUUGUAGCCUUGUAUUGAGUCUAGAGUGAGUGAUGUAAAAGAUGCUGGAUGUUUGUAAAGGCAUUUUUUUUUUUUUUCUUAUUUCUUACUGCUUGACUGUGUUGUUUCGUGUCCCGUGUUUCUUGUGUUGGUGUUCAAGAGUCGUGUAAUAUUGUGUACAUAGUUUGUGGUCGUGCCUUCGUCCUUGCUGUCCCGCGUCUCUUCUUGUAGGUCAGAGUAAAGUUUCUAGCAGGCAGACUUAAGGGCCAAUAAGUCUGAUGCUGUUUGUUCUUCCUUUGUGUUAUGUAAGUUUCCCAUGAAAUUGUUAUGGUUUUUCUAUGUGAGUUUUUUGUAUAUAUUCUUUUUUUUUAUUUUAUAUGUAGAUGAUUCAGUUAAUUGGAGAAUUGCAAAUGAGAACUUUUAAGAAACAUAUUCCUUGUGCGUGUUAUUGAAUCUAGAAAUCCAGAUAUUUUGAAGUUUACAUCUUUGAAUAGGGUCCAAAUCUGUGGUGCAUUUUCUGUAAAGGGACUUGAAGCAGUAACUUAAAUAAACUGUGAUUCAUCUGUCGAAAAAAAUAAAUAAAUAAAAAUAAUAAUAAUAAUAUACUGAACGUUGUGUACAGACUUCGUGACAAAUAUACUGAGAUGUUUGUAUUUGUAGUUACCAGAUUUAAUUAAAACCAGGUGCUCGUAUGGGACUCUGAUGGUGAUAGCAGUGUUACCUUUGCUUUUCCUUUCCUUUCCUUUCUUUUCCUUUUUUCUUAACAUUUUAUCUAUUACAUUUACCAUUUUUGUGCACAUCUUACGAACAAACAUCAGGAUUAUUAGUAUGCAUUCUCAAUGUUCUUUUAUUUUACAUUCUCUCUCUCUCUCUCUCUCUCUCUCUCAAGGGCUUCCCAGCAUUUAGAGUCAUGCACGAGUGUGUUUAGUGGGACUGACGUGUCUCCCUCAAGUACAACCAACAGCAGGUGAUGCAUUUUUUGGUGAACUGAAAAGAGCAACUCCAUAAAGUACAAUAAUAAAUAUUUUAAUACAAGUUCCUCUGUGAUUUCAGUUAAUGCAAGUUCCUCUGAUUUUAAUACAAAUUUAUCUGUGAUUUUAA
Molecule: messenger RNA, 3781 nt
Organism: Scylla paramamosain (green mud crab)
Lineage: Eukaryota; Metazoa; Arthropoda; Malacostraca; Decapoda; Portunidae
Product: alkaline phosphatase-like
Exons: 13
Coding region: 479-2341 (620 amino acids)
Biological process (GO): dephosphorylation
Molecular function (GO): alkaline phosphatase activity
Source: RefSeq, a predicted model, not a curated record